AAAAUCUUCAAAAUGUUGCUAACCAUACUAAAAAUCAUAUGACAACCUUAACAGCUUGGUUUCAGGAGAAUAUGGAAAACCCAAUAGCACCAACUAUGAUUGGUCGACUUUAUAUGGUUCAACCUUCAGAAGGUGAAAGAUAUUACUUACAAACUUUACUUAGCCAUGUAAAAG
Molecule: messenger RNA, 174 nt
Organism: Dentiscutata erythropus
Lineage: Eukaryota; Fungi; Glomeromycota; Glomeromycetes; Diversisporales; Gigasporaceae
Source: the annotation of a GenBank genome assembly